Amoebophrya sp. A25 is the source of this 319-nucleotide messenger RNA. The record is from the annotation of a GenBank genome assembly. NCBI's taxonomy places the organism in Eukaryota, Dinophyceae, Syndiniales, Amoebophryaceae.
AUGUUGAACGUGUCCGAGGGAAAGUUCGAGGAGUCGGAGGCGCGUUUUCUCUUCUGCCAGCAGUUCUUGGAGUGCGAGUCAGAAUACGGAUGGAAUAUGCGGGCACGCGCGCCCGGAAGCAUCGCCAAGAUGCUCAGUCUACUGCAGGGACGAGGCAGUCUCUCAGCCUCGUCCGGCGAGGGCAAAAAAUCUGCAUCUGCCAGUGUCCACGAGUGCGAGGAGGUUUUGCGUACGCAAUUGGCGCACGAUUCUGACGCAGUCAGGGAGGAGGCGCGUGCGCGUUUGAUCGAACAAUGCAGGGAAGUCGCCAACCGCAAAC